This is a messenger RNA of Hevea brasiliensis (rubber tree), 1599 nucleotides long. RefSeq names its product GATA transcription factor 12. Gene Ontology annotation, biological process: positive regulation of DNA-templated transcription. The transcript has 2 exons. Gene Ontology annotation, molecular function: zinc ion binding; sequence-specific DNA binding. Gene Ontology annotation, cellular component: nucleus. The coding region runs from base 249 to 1361 and encodes 370 amino acids. NCBI's taxonomy places the organism in Eukaryota, Viridiplantae, Streptophyta, Magnoliopsida, Malpighiales, Euphorbiaceae. The record is from RefSeq and is a predicted model, not a curated record.
GGAAAAAUUUUCUCGUAGCUCUCUUCAAAACUCUCUUAUUUUUUCUCGUCAAAAUCCUCCAUUUUAGGUGUCCGCCUGUCCCCUUCAAGCGCGAAUAAACCCUCUCUCUCUCUAAUAUCAAAGCCACAACUUCUCUCACUCUUCUUUCUUUGCACACACAUUUCCCUCACUGCACUCUCUAUCUUUAAUUUCCUCACCUCAUUUCUGCCUUGACAAAAAGGGAAAAAAAAAAAACAAAAAUUUAAACUAUGGAAGCACCAGAAUUCUAUGGUCAGUCUGGGAUUUGUUCGCAAUUUGCAAAUGAAAAGCACCAUUCUUUGGAUUCUAAGCCCAGUGGUGGUGGAGGAGGUGGUGACCAUUUCAUCGUUGAGGACCUCUUGGACUUCUCUAACGAGGAUGCCGUUGUUACCGAUGGUGGCGCUUUCGAUACCGUUACUGGAAACUCCACGGAUUCCUCCACCGUUACUGUUGUCGAUAGCUGUAAUUCAUCGUCCUUCUCGGGAUGUGAGCCUUGCUUUAAAGGAGAUGUUGGGUCCCGUAAUAUUGCCGACGCUCAAUUCUCUAGCGACCUUUGCGUGCCGUAUGAUGAUUUGGCUGAGCUCGAAUGGUUAUCGAAUUUCGUGGAGGAAUCCUUCUCCAGCGAGGACUUGCAACAGCUCCAGCUGAUAUCAGGCAUAAGAGCUCGACCAGACGAAUCAUCAGAAAUCCGAAAUUUUCAAUCUCACUGCAAUGUUAACAAUACUACCAUCAGCAACAACGCUGCAGCCACCAAUAACAACAACAACAACCCAAUUUUCCACCCAGAAAUGUCCGUCCCAGCCAAGGCUCGUAGCAAACGCUCUCGAGCUGCCCCAUGCAACUGGGCCUCCCGCCUUCUCGUUCUCUCCCCCACCACCUCAUCAUCGGACCCCGAAAUCGUCGUCACCCCAGCAAACCAUCCUAUCUCUGAGAAAAAGACAGUUAAAGCUCCUGGGCCAAAGCGAAGAGAAGGUGCCGAUGGUGGAGCUGGGAAUGGUGACGGGCGAAAAUGCCUGCAUUGUGCCACAGACAAGACGCCGCAGUGGCGGACCGGACCAAUGGGUCCAAAGACGCUGUGCAACGCUUGUGGUGUGAGAUACAAGUCAGGUAGAUUGGUGCCGGAAUAUCGGCCUGCCGCGAGCCCAACUUUUGUGCUCACUAAGCAUUCAAAUUCACACAGGAAGGUGCUGGAACUUCGGCGUCAGAAGGAGUUGCUAAGGGCCCAGCAGCAGCAACAGCAUCAAUUUCUCCAUCACCAUCAGAGUAUGGUUUUUGAUGUAUCCAACGGGGACGAUUACUUGAUUCACCAACACGUGGGGCCCGAUUUCGGGCAGCUGAUCUAGUAACGUAGGGAAGAGGCAGCAGGUGAUUCAGGUGGGGUCUUCUGAUGAUCUAGUAGCGAAAUUCGUUAGUGAAUUUCGUUUAUUCUUCUAAUUUUGCCUAACUUCCUUUGAUUUUCUUAGACUCUUUAAAGUUUUUUUUUUUUUUUCCUUUUCCAAUCUCUAGUUGCCUUUUGUUUACCAAAGUUGGCAAUCUCUGUGGAAACUCAAAUUUUCAUAAUUCAGGAUUUUUUUUUUUCAA